Armigeres subalbatus is the source of this 1959-nucleotide messenger RNA. Its product is annotated as zinc finger protein 62 homolog. Gene Ontology annotation, biological process: regulation of transcription by RNA polymerase II. Gene Ontology annotation, molecular function: RNA polymerase II cis-regulatory region sequence-specific DNA binding; zinc ion binding; DNA-binding transcription factor activity. The coding region runs from base 58 to 1815 and encodes 585 amino acids. Lineage: Eukaryota; Metazoa; Arthropoda; Insecta; Diptera; Culicidae. The record is from RefSeq and is a predicted model, not a curated record. Gene Ontology annotation, cellular component: nucleus. The transcript is spliced from 8 exons.
UUUCUUGGGGGAGUUCAUUUUGCGUUAGUAAGAGCAGAAUCUUCAAAAUAAGAUCCCAUGGCAUCAAUUGCAAUCAAAACAGAGCCCAUAGACUUAGGCGACACUUACCGAAUUUGUCGGCUAUGCAUGAGUGAAGAGUCCGUCGAUGAUGUUCUCAGGGACGACGAUCUCCUUAAUUGGAUUCUGAAUUAUCUUUCGAUAUCGAUAUCCCACGAUGAUCGUUUGAGUCGAGCCAUCUGCUCUAUCUGCCGGUUGCGAUUGACAGAGUUUCACCAGUUUCGGAUGCGCAGCCAGGAAGUGCAAGGCCUGUUGCAAUCCAUGAUGCAGCCUGAACAGGUUGAUGAUGCUAAAAUAGGACAGCCUGGGUGUGAUUCAGAAACCGACUCCGAAAAUAUGGUGCCAUUGAAGCGCAUUGCAGAUGAAAUACGAAACAUUCGCCAGUCCAUCCGGGAUGAUGGACAAUUCCAGUGUGAUAUUUGCGAGAAGCGUUUCGACAAUGAGAAACGCUUUUUGAAACACAAGAAUUUUCAUGGGAACAGACAAUAUAAUUGCAAACAUUGUCAAAGAUCGUUCGUAAGAUGGGAUUCUUUCCUAAGACACGAAAACUAUCACGAACAAUUCGCAAUUACUCACAAGUCAAUGAAACAGUAUGAUGUAGGGACUGAACAGCAUCGUGACGUGAAUCCUGCCGUAGUACUAGAAAAUGCGGAAGACACGAUUUCUCAGACUGACGAGAAGCACGACAAGAGUUCACCUGGUUUAAUAGGUGGUCCCGAUGAAGAAGGCUUAUUAAUGGAGAUAUCAGUAAAACAGGAGCCAGCAGGAUUGAACCAUAAUGAACCUGGGCAGGAAGGGGAAACCAACGACAUGAUUGAAAUUGGAGAAAUAAAAAUUGAACCUGGUGUUAAAGUGGAAAAACUUAAGCCAUUUCAGUGCAAUAUUUGCUAUAAACAGUGUGACGACAAACCUAAACUUAAGCGGCACAAAAGAGUAGUGCAUGGGCCAAGAAUCCAUACCUGCACCACCUGUGAAUUCCAGACAUCUUUAAGGAGGGAUCUCAAAAAACACCUUCGCACCAAGGUACAUUUUUAUAAACUUCAUGAAAAAGCUGGAGACAACACGUGUGUAGAUUGGAUAUAUGAUGGGAAGGAAUCCGACAGUGAGGGACCGGUACAUGGAAAUCAUGACGAGAAGGCGCUUAGUGAGUGUUUGCUUGACGUCAAGGAAGAAGAACGUACAAGUACGAUCGAUGAUGCUGCAAAAUCAACUGCUCAAAACGAAGGAAAGAACAUAGGAGAACAACAAUUCCAAUGUGACAUAUGCAAAAAAAUCUUUCCUCCAGACAAAAAACAAUUGUUGGACCACAAGUGGUCCGCACAUGGGUUCUGCAAACAUAAAUGCCCCAUUUGUGGAAGAGCUUACAUAUAUCGAUUCCGUAUGCUACAGCAUAUGAAAAUACACGAAACUAACACCGAGCACUUGCGAGGAAAGCGGAAGAAAAGAGUGAAAUCAUUGUCUUGCGAUUUGUGUCCCAUGAAAUUCACGAUUCAGAGGUCACUGGAAGCCCAUAAAAAGCGAAAGCAUGGUCUAUCCCCACACAUGUGUCACCUUUGCACAAGGACGUUUGCAUUUCCGUAUGAACUGAAAAUUCAUUUGCGAAACCACGUGGAAGGUCGUCUGGAGCGCGGAAGACGUAAAAAACCAAAACCCGAUACGGUUAAACCACUUCGCAAGCGCGGCAGACCAAAGAAGGUUCGAAUCAAUGCAGAAACACAAAAGGAACAUUUACAAGAAAUGAACCCCACGAUGAAAUGAGAGUAAUGGCCAUUAUAAUUGCAAUAGCUGCAGUAACUUCAUUGAUAGAGAGUUCAAUAGCCGUCUACCGUAUGAAUAAGAAUUUGCUUAUUUGUCUGAUAAUAUGUGAUUGAAAUAAAGCUCCACGUUUGAAUUCGUCUCGUA